This is a messenger RNA of Eleginops maclovinus (Patagonian blennie), 3182 nucleotides long. RefSeq names its product guanine nucleotide-binding protein G(q) subunit alpha-like. NCBI's taxonomy places the organism in Eukaryota, Metazoa, Chordata, Actinopteri, Perciformes, Eleginopidae. Gene Ontology annotation, molecular function: GTPase activity; GTPase activator activity; G-protein beta/gamma-subunit complex binding. Gene Ontology annotation, cellular component: heterotrimeric G-protein complex. The record is from RefSeq and is a predicted model, not a curated record. Bases 364 to 1443 code for a protein of 359 amino acids. The transcript is spliced from 8 exons. Gene Ontology annotation, biological process: action potential; phospholipase C-activating dopamine receptor signaling pathway; adenylate cyclase-modulating G protein-coupled receptor signaling pathway.
UUAGUCCCCUUAAUGUAAUCGGGCAGCUCCCCACACGGCUUCCCAUCAGAGCUCAGCCCUCUGUCUGUCACAUGGUGCUCUGUUGUUUCAGGGUUUUUUCACCCAGGAUAGAGAACGGGGAACUGCAUGCAAAAGGAAGAUCACUCCCAGAUUUAUCUCCCCAGAUUGGAAAACCCUCGCCUGAAUAUCCUUCUGUCUUGGAGAGGAACUUUCAGCUUGUUGUUUCGCGGCGCUAUGAAGUGAAACUCCGCCAUAUUCAGCGCACCACGCCCGGAGAUCAGCCUCUCUGCGUCUUAAGUUUUUGCACAAACUUUACUUCCUUAUCACAAGAGAGAAACAAGGUGCAGUGUUUCCCCGGUAGAGAUGACUCUGAGCUCCGUGGGGGCCUGCUGCCUCAGCCCGGAGGCCAAGGAGGCGAGGCGGAUCAACGAUGAGAUCGAGAGGCAGCUGCGCCGGGACGAGAGGGACUCCAGACGGGAGUACAAGCUGCUGCUGCUCGGUACUGGUGAGAGUGGGAAGAGCACCUUCAUAAAGCAGAUGCGGAUCAUCCACGGCCGGGGCUACAGCGAGGAGGAUAAGAGAGGGUUCUCCAGACUGGUCCAUCAGAACAUCUUCACCGCCAUGCAGGCCAUGAUCCAGGCCAUGGAGGCGCUGCAGAUCCCCUACACACACACACACAACCAGGCGAACGCCAGCCUGGUGUGCGGGGUGGAUGUGGAGCGAGUCACCACGUUACCUCAGCCGUACGCCGACGCCAUAAAGAGCCUGUGGAGCGACCCGGGGAUUCAGGAGUGCUACCAUCGCAAGAGGGAGUACCAGCUCUCAGACUCCGCCAAGUACUAUCUGGAUGAAAUGGAGCGGAUCAGCGAAGCCUCCUAUCUGCCGACUCAGCAGGACGUGCUGAGGGUCCGGGUGCCGACCACCGGGAUCAUCGAGUACCCCUUCGACCUGGAGGACGUGGUGUUCAGGAUGGUGGAUGUGGGGGGGCAGCGGUCGGAGAGGAGGAAGUGGAUCCACUGUUUUGAGGAAGUGACGUCCAUCAUCUUCCUGGUGGCGCUCAGCGAGUACGAUCAGGUGCUGGUGGAGUCCGUCAACGAGAACCGCAUGGAGGAGAGCAUGGCGUUGUUCCGCACCAUCAUCAACUACAGGUGGUUCCACCGCUCGUCCGUCAUGCUGUUCCUCAACAAGAUCGACCUGCUGGAGGAGAAGAUCAUGUACUCACAUCUGGUCGACUACUUCCCCGAGUAUGACGGUCCGCAGCGGGAUGUGAAAGCGGGGAAAGAAUUCAUCUUAAAUAUGUUUGUCAAUCUCAAUCCGAACGAGAAGAAAGUCAUCUACUCCCACUUCACCUGCGCCACCGACACAAACAACAUUCGAUUUGUCUUCAGAGCGGUGAAGGACUACAUCUUGCAAAUCAACCUGGAAGUCUACAACCUGGUGUAAACGCUAUGAUUCAAUCUGCUUUCGUACAGCCUGCUGCGAGGCGGAGAGCUCUGCAAACUCCUGCUGCUGCCGAACACUAUAAUCCACAUCAGGAAAACUGAGAAGCCGCAGAGCUUGUGUCACCAAAUGACUGUACUACUGAUGUGUUUCAAAUGUCCCAUUAGGCUCUUUCAGAAUGGAUGUCUGCAGCUAUAAUGAAGUGUGUCCUGACAAUUAAAGUGCUGCCUUAGUGAGCAGUGUAUUAUAGUAUGCACUCUGAAAUAUAUGGAGCUCUUUGAGAAGCAACAGUAUGAAAGCACAGGGAUUGAGAGGAGAAAAAGUAUUUCUGUGGCCUCAAAAAUCCUCCGAGGACUGGUGAUGUACCGGGUCUCUCGUUCAGGGAACAUGUGGAAGUGACUCUGCAAUGCAGCACCUCUCAUCACUAACCCCAGUGUAUUUCUUUUUAACUUAAAAAACUGUUCUAAGUACUCUAAACGAUUAGCUGUGCCGAGACCUAAUGGGUAACAAUUAACACUAAUGUACGGAGGCCGACAGUUGCCAACGCGCUACAACAUCCCAAAACAUUUACAGUAAGAGACACACGCUGCAGCUUCAGAAACGAUGCAGAUAAAGAAACACAAUAUGCCAAAACAUGAGCAUCAUUUACUAAAAGCUGCAAAAACCACACGCUGCAAGAAGCUCCAAACACAACGGAGACCAGGGGACGCUAAAGAGAGACGCACACAGCUCGGACUGGAGCACUUUCCAUCUGUGUGCGUCUCUCUUUACUGUCCCCUGGUCUCCAGCUGUGUGCGUCUGUCUUUAGUGUCCCCUGGUCUCCAGCUGUGUGCGUCUCUCUUUAGUGUCCCCUGGUCUCCAGCUGUGUGCGUCUCUCUUUAGUGUCCCCUCGUCUCCAGCUGUGUGCGUCUCUCUUUAGUGUCCCCUGGUCUGCAGCUGUGUGCGUCUCUCUUUAGUGUCCCCUGGUCUCCAGCUGUGUGCGUGUCUCUUUAGUGUCCCCUGGUCUCCGUUGUGUUUGGAGCUUCAUGCAGAGUUCUGUUUCUGCAGCUUUUAGUAAACGCUGAGCUCGUUUCAUCAAGUUGGUGAAGAGGUUUCUUAAUUUGUUUGUGUUUUUGUUCCUAAAGCUGCAGCACGUUUGCACCUGUAGGCCACCGUACAGGGUUACACACUUUACUGCAAUGCUGUUUGUUCUGAUAUUAUGUUUGUGUGUACUUCACUUUGUUGGGUCUCUUCAUUUCUAGUGAUGGCAUUAAUCAAUCUUAAACCACUUUGUGGAGCAGCUUAGUAUUAACAUAUUUAAAUGUAAUUUAACACACAUGUUUUUCUUUUGUUAAAGCUUGAGCAUCCAGUGUUUCAGGUACUAACUGAUUGUUUUUCUUGCCACAAAAUCAUCACUUAAAUGAACUUGAUCCUAGUAUUUAUCUUUAUGCAUUUUGUAAAUAUCACACGGUACGUUAAUGGUGCACGUUCACACCUUUACUCCGACAAGGUCAGUGUUAAAAUGCUGAAAGAGAGAACUGUGGUGUUAAACCCUCUCUGAUGCAUUAAGCUUUUGCUUUUCAAAGGUACCAAAUGCAUGAACAAGCUAUUGAGAGUAUCCACUGCACUAAUGUUUACAUAACUGUUCAGUUAGAAAUAAUAAGUGCCUAAUUUGGUUUUAUUUCAGGUUUUUCUGUGGCUUAUCGCAUUCUUAGUGCAUGUUUUUGAUGCGAUUGGAUAAAUAAACACACAUUUGAUGCUCA